AUGUACGCCGGCUACGGUUCGUCCAGCGGAGGAGGGUACGGUGGAGGCAGCAACAGCACGUACGGGUACGGCGGCGGUUAUGCAAGCUCCUAUGGAGGAGACAGUUACGGGGGAGGCGGAUAUGGAGGGAGUUCGUACGGCGGAGGCAUGUACGGCGGCAGGCCAGGUGGCGGCAUGGGCAUGGGGGGAUACGGAGCUGACGCUCUGGGCUCGAAACUGCAGCGAGUAGAUUGGAAGGCGGUUGACCUCGUUCCUUUCGAGAAGAACUUUUACGUGGAGCACCCUGCAGUUGCAAGCAUGUCCACGGAGGAGGCGGACAGGAUUCGGCGGGCGAACGAAAUCACAAUCGUUCACGGCCACAACGUUCCGAAGCCGGUCCCGACGUUCGAGUACACCUCCUUCCCGUCGUACAUCUUGGAUGUUAUCAACCAGACGGGUUUCCAAAAGCCUACAGCAAUUCAGGUUCAAGGGUGGCCGAUUGCCCUGUCUGGGAGAGACAUGAUCGGUAUCGCCGAGACAGGAAGUGGAAAGACUCUCGCGUUUCUGCUUCCCGCAAUUGUCCACAUCAAUGCUCAGCCGUACCUUAGCAAGGGUGACGGUCCCAUUGUCUUGAUUCUGGCGCCAACCCGCGAACUCGUCGAGCAGAUCCGGACCCAAUGCCGCACCUUCGCAGCGUCGUCGAAAAUCCACCACGCCGUGGCGUAUGGAGGAGUCCCCAAACGCCCUCAGAUCAUGGAGCUGGAGAGAGGAGCCGAGAUCUGCGUCGCCUGCCCAGGCCGGCUCAUUGAUUUCCUCGAAUCGCGGGUGACCAACCUCAGACGCGUGACGUAUCUGGUCAUGGAUGAGGCUGAUCGUAUGCUGGAUAUGGGUUUCGAGCCGCAAAUCAGGAAGAUUGUCUCUCAGAUUCGCCCCGACCGCCAAACGCUCAUGUGGUCAGCGACGUGGCCGAAAGAGGUUCAGAACCUGGCGCGGGAUCUGUGCAAGGAAGAGCCGGUCCACAUCAAUGUCGGCAGCCUUGACCUUCAAGCGUGUCAGAACAUCAAGCAGGAGGUCAUGGUUGUUCAGGCUCCGACGAGUAGGCAGGAAACGAGGAAGGUUCCCAGGAGAGUGGAGAAGUGCGCGGAUGAAGAAGAGUUCGGCGACAGCUGCGGCGUGGAGUACGAGAAGCGAGGCCAACUGAUGAGCCUUCUCCGAAGAAUCAUGGAUGGGUCCAAGAUCCUCAUCUUUGCGGAAACCAAGAGAGGUGCAGACAACCUGACACGCGACAUGCGCGUCGAGGGCUGGCCGGCGUUGUCUCUGCACGGCGACAAGAAGCAAGAAGAGCGGACGUGGGUUCUAGACGAAUUCAAGAAUGGCCGAAACCCGAUCAUGGUGGCAACGGACGUCGCCUCCCGCGGCUUGGACGUGAAGGAUAUCCGCCACGUCAUCAACUACGAUAUGCCCAACCAGAUCGAAGACUACAUCCACCGCAUUGGCCGCACGGGGCGUGCAGGCGCGAAAGGCUGCGCGUACACCUUCUUCACUCCCGACAAGUCGCGCUUGGCCCGUGAGUUGGUCCGCGUGCUGCGCGGGGCGAAUCAGCCGGUGCCGCCUGAGUUGGAGUCCUUGGGCAUGUACUCGUCGUCGAGUUCCGGCCGGAGGUGGGGCGGUGGCGGCCGUGGCGGGCGCGGCGGGAUGCGCAGCGGCGGCUUCGGGGGGGGUCCGAACGCCCUUCCCCUCGGUUCCAGACCGUACUAG
Molecule: messenger RNA, 1737 nt
Organism: Neospora caninum
Lineage: Eukaryota; Apicomplexa; Conoidasida; Eucoccidiorida; Sarcocystidae
Exons: 8
Coding region: 1-1737 (578 amino acids)
Cellular component (GO): nucleus; ribonucleoprotein complex; cytoplasm
Molecular function (GO): RNA helicase activity; ATP binding; RNA binding
Source: RefSeq, a predicted model, not a curated record